UAACUUUUACAGCUGGCUGCAGCUGGACGCCGAUGUCCGCGCGCAACUAUCCAUCCAGCCAGGACGCGCACCCGCUCCUCGGUCACAGACGCUGCCCAGGGGCUCGAAGCCACCAAUUAGAACAGCUGGGACCAGGGAUGCGCACUCAAUUAACCUAAUCUCUUUUUCUUUUUGUUGUCCUAAAAGACCCCCUGUCCUCCGUCACAAUUCCCCCCCAGAGGAGCUCCGAGGGGUUUCUCUCGUCCUUUCGUCCCCGAGCCGCGCGGAGGAAGUGCUGGCUGGUCCUUGUGCUGACCGCCGUCGCGAUGGUUCUGCUGGCUCUGGCCGUGGCAGUCCCGUUACUGCUGCUCCGCACCUCGGACACCUCCGCUCAUUACUACGAAAUGAUGGGCACCUGUCGGAUGGUUUGCGACCCGUACACCCCAAAACCGGGAGGCGCCACCGCCAUGGAGGUGAUCCAGAACGUAAACGGUAUCGCCCCGCAGCCGCCGAUGGCCCAGGGGAGCCGCGGGGAGCCCGGGCGGCCGGGUAAACCGGGAUCUAGGGGCCCGCCGGGAGAACCAGGACCCCCGGGUCCGAGGGGGCCACCAGGAGAGCGGGGCAACGGUAAACUCGCCUUCCCCGCAGUAACCGGACCUGUUGGGUCUGAGAACGGCGAAACGGACGGUGUGAACUCCACGGCCAACAGUUUUAGGAUCGCUUUCUACGUCGGUCUGAAGAACCCACAUGAGGGGUACGAGGUGUUAAAGUUUGACGACGUGAUUACAAACUUGGGGAACCAGUACGACGCGAGCACCGGAAAGUUCACCUGCCAAGUGUCCGGGAUCUAUUUCUUCACCUACCAUGUGUUAAUGCGGGGAGGAGACGGGACCAGCAUGUGGGCCGACCUGUGCAAAAACGGACAGGUACGAGCCAGUGCCAUAGCUCAAGAUGCAGACCAGAACUAUGACUACGCCAGCAACAGCGCCGUGCUGCACCUGGACUCGGGAGAUGAGAUCUACGUCAAACUGGAUGGCGGCAAAGCUCACGGAGGCAACAACAACAAGUACAGCACCUUCUCUGGCUUCAUCUUAUACCCCGACUAAACGCAGCACAGCAGGUUCCAUGGACAGCAAUCGCCACAACAAAACUGUUUCCAUUGAAGUACAAGGUCCAAUAUGUUUCUCCUCUUUUGAAGAUAGGUGCCAUGACACACAGGCAACGUAUCUGCAACUCUAUAUUCUGUUGAUUUAGUGAGAGACCUUCUUGCUAUAUGUGUUUGAUUUAACUUAAGUUCAACAGCACUACUGUCAUCAGAAUAUGUAUCUUAAUACUGCAGACCUACAGUAACACCCCGUGCACGCUCCAACCUGAGAAAGCAUCAUGUUUCUGAAGUUCCUUUGAAUGAAGGUGAACACAUUUCUAAAAUGCAAUGAAAUGCACAUUUCAUGGCAACUUCAGUGGAAUCACCGUGAUCAGUGGAUUCUGUUGCGGGGUAAAUACCAGACCUUCUUCACCAAAAAAAUAGAUCUGUGCAUGCA
Molecule: messenger RNA, 1520 nt
Organism: Etheostoma cragini (Arkansas darter)
Lineage: Eukaryota; Metazoa; Chordata; Actinopteri; Perciformes; Percidae
Product: complement C1q-like protein 2
Exons: 2
Coding region: 306-1085 (259 amino acids)
Molecular function (GO): protein binding
Source: RefSeq, a predicted model, not a curated record